This is a messenger RNA of Tribolium madens (black flour beetle), 1077 nucleotides long. Its product is annotated as procathepsin L-like. Gene Ontology annotation, cellular component: lysosome. Gene Ontology annotation, molecular function: cysteine-type endopeptidase activity. Bases 53 to 994 code for a protein of 313 amino acids. The record is from RefSeq and is a predicted model, not a curated record. The transcript is spliced from 3 exons. Lineage: Eukaryota; Metazoa; Arthropoda; Insecta; Coleoptera; Tenebrionidae. Gene Ontology annotation, biological process: immune response.
ACGUGAUUCCAUAAUAUCUUGUACUUGUACAAUAAACGACACAUCUCCAAAUAUGAAGUAUUUUCUAAUUUUAGCUUUCAUUACGACCGUUUUGGCCUUCUCUUCCAACAGGGAAAUUCAGCUAAAAUGGAACAACUUCAAAAAAGUGUAUCAAAAAACAUACACCAAACACGAAGACAUGAAACGAAUGGAGAUUUUCCAAGAAAACGUACGAAAAAUUGAAAAACACAACAAACUAUUCGAGGAAAACAAAGUUACCUAUAAAAUGUCAAUAAACCAAUUCACUGACAUGACCAGUAAAGAAUUUUUGCAAAACCUAAACACCCGUAAAGUCGUCACAACUAAAUAUAGACGUCCAUCUGGUUCUAACGUUCCGGAACAAAUCGAUUGGAGAGAAAAAGGAGCUGUAACUCCGGUCAAAAAUGAAAAUACAUGUGCAAGUUGGGCAUUCGGCGUGGUUGGAUCACUCGAAGGCCAAAACUUUUUAACAAAUGGGAAACUUGUCGCACUCAGUGACCAAGAAUUGGCAGACUGUGUAAGUGGCGGAUGUACUGGAGGCAGUGUCGAAGCUGGCUAUGAAUAUGUGAAAGAAAAUGGAAUUGCGGCAGCUAAAGAUUAUCCUUCUGAUGUCACAAAUGGAACUUGUCGACGAGGAUCCGUACCAUCAACUGUGGAAAUAUCUGACUAUGUUUUCAUCUCUGGAGAUGAAGAAGCCCUUAAAGAAGCUGUUGCUACUAUUGGUCCCAUCUCUGUGGAAGUUGAUGCUACUUCUUGGGCGUUUUAUACUGGAGGAAUUCUUAAAAGUCAAGAUUGUACAUCAGUACCAAAUCAUGUGGUCCUGGUUGUUGGGUACGGAACCCUAGAUGGCGCCGACUAUUGGUUAAUUAAGAACUCCUGGGGAGUAAAUUGGGGUGAAGAAGGUUAUAUCAAAUUGGCUAGAAACACUGAUAAUAACUGUGGAAUCACCUCACAUCCCUCAUAUCCUGUGCUUUAAAAUAUUAUUACAAUUGAAAUAAAUCGUGGCGCUACAUCUUUUGUAUCUAUGUUACCUACAAGUAAAAAUAAAAUAAAUUGAUA